CUGAAUUACCCCCCCACCUUCCCUUUCAGCUUCCAGCGCGGGGGAGUGCUCUGCAGACCUGCUGAGUGGGAACCGAUAUGGCUGCGACUCUGGGCAGUGGGGAGCGCUGGACUGAAGCUUACAUUGAUGCAGUCAGAAGAAACAAAUACCCAGAGGACAGGCCUCCUGAAAGUCAUAAUUUUUGUGGCUGCUGUAACUGCAUGAAGACACAAAAGGAAAAGAAGUCUGAAAAUGAGUGGGGUCAGGCUCGGCAGAGUGAAGGGAAUACCAUUUAUACUGAGGAGCAGCUGCUCGGGGUACAAAGGAUCAAGAAAUGCAGAAAUUACUAUGAAAUUCUGGGAGUUUCACGAAAUGCCAGUGAUGAGGAGCUAAAGAAAGCAUACCGAAAACUGGCCCUGAAAUUUCACCCCGACAAGAACUGUGCUCCUGGAGCAACAGAUGCUUUCAAAGCAAUAGGAAAUGCCUUUGCUGUCCUGAGCAAUCCUGACAAGAGACUCCGCUAUGACGAAUAUGGAGAUGAACAGGUGACUUUCACUGCACCUCAAGCAAGACCUUAUAAUUAUUAUAGGGACUUCGAAGCCGACAUCACUCCGGAAGAGCUAUUCAACAUCUUCUUUGGAGGACAUUUUCCUACAGGAAAUAUUCAUAUGUUUUCAAACGUGACAGAUGACACCCACUAUUACCAUCGGCGGCACCGACACGAGAGGACACAAACACAAAAAGAAGAGGAAGAAGAUAAACCACAGACUACAUAUUCUGCCUUCAUUCAGCUACUUCCAGUUCUGGUGAUAGUAAUUAUAUCUGUCAUUACUCAGCUGCUGGCUGCUAAUCCCCCAUAUAGCCUGUUCUAUAAAUCAACCUUAGGAUACACCAUUUCUAGAGAAACUCAGAACCUGCAGGUGCCUUACUUUGUGGAUAAAAACUUUGACAAGGCCUACAGAGGAGCAUCCCUGCGUGAACUGGAGAAGACGAUAGAGAAGGAUUAUAUUGAUUAUAUCCAGACAAGUUGUUGGAAAGAGAAACAACAAAAGUCAGAAUUGACAAAUUUGGCAGGAUUGUACAGAGAUGAACGACUGAAACAGAAAGCAGAGUCGCUGAAACUUGAAAACUGUGAAAAACUUUCCAAACUGAUUGGCCUACGCAGAGGUGCCUGAGAGGACAAUAGUUCUACUCAGGAGGGAAAUUGGAAGAGGAGGAGGAGAUAGAGAAAGAUAGAUACCUACAGACCUGUUUCACCACUUGUGAGGUGUCCCCACUGCAGGUGAAGAAGUGGAGGCUUGAACCUGGAUCCUUGUGUGGUCCUUGUGUUUAGUACCAUGUGCAUUCAACUAGGUGCACCACCACCUGGCCCUUCAUCAUGACUUUUCUGACAACCCAAUAUUUUCUUACUUUAGCCUACUUCUAGCUCUAAAGAUGUGUUUUGCCCAUUGCUAUGAGUGAGAACUUUGGUCCAGAGAGGGAGAAUGGUUGACCUGGGUCAUAUGACUGGCUAGGCUGACUAUCAAGUGCAAAGUGUGAGAUCAUCCCCAUUUCUCAGGUGAUUUCUAACCAGGAUAGUAAAGCAAAAUCUUUCCUGAGGAUGCCCCUCCCCCCCUCCCCCCACUCUUAUCACCCCAUAGUCAUCCUAUGGCAGUUCUGCAUCCACUCGGGACACCUUCCCCCUCCCCUACCCUCUCUCCCUUAUUUUAGGUAGCAAGACCCUCUCUACAUCAAUUUUGUAAAUGAAACAAGAUCUUUCCAAGUCCUUCCCACUGGUAACAAGGAAGAGGUAAGUGGUUGCCAAGGCUUCCUGCAGAGGCAAGCUGCCAGGAUUGAACUGCUCAUCUUAUUAGGAAUCUGCACCUGAAAGGAUCAGUCAGUGACUAGAACCUACCUUCCAUGUUUUCUUCAGGAUGGGAGGACAGUUCCUGUUGGAAAGAGAGUCUACAUUAAAAUUGACUUCCAAAUUAGAAUUUCUCCUUUCAUGUGCAUAAACAUGAUGCAGGCAGACGUGUUCAGCAGGUUCAGCAUGUGGGCAUUUUGCAUGGUCAGGAGAUGGGUUCAGAGGUAAGGAGUGCGACCUUGGGAACUAGUUGGGGACAGUUGCUUAGCUGUGGGGAGAGGGAGCCUAGUAUCAGUUUUUAUUAACACUGGUGGUAUUAUUUUAUUUAUUACCUAGCAGACCACACCACUCACAUCUGAUUUUCCUCAAGGGAAUUGUAUUUGUUUUCGGUUAAAAGUUAGUUUGAUCUAUUUGGUACUGUCCAGAGUGUUGUUAUAACUUCCCAGGUUAUGUUUUAGAUGGGAUGUCUGCAUAGUGGUAGAAUAAGUAUUUUCCUCUUGCCCACAUCCUUUGGAAGGUUCCUGAUCACAUGUGAAUGCUUUAGGUAAAGCUUAUUCUUGCUGUCAGAAUUUAGCGUGCAGCACUGGGCUGUCUCUGUAAACAUCAGCACAGAUUGGAGACAUGAUAAGAAUGGGGCUAAGGGCCUGGGGAGAUAGCAUAAUGAUUAUGCAAGAAGCCUUUCAUGCUUGAGGCACCAGAGGUCCCAGGUUCAGUCCCCAGCACCACCAUAAGCCACAGCUGAGCAGUGCUCUGGUUAAAAAGAAGAAGAAGGAGAAGGAGAAGGAGAAUGGGGUUAAGAAGUGAGGGCUGUGCAGUCCAGGAGACAGCACAGUCGCUAGUGUUUUGAACAUAAAAGCAUGAGGUACCAAGUUUUAUCCAGCAUUGCAUGUGCCAGAGUAGUCCUCUGGGAUUCUCUCCUUCUCUCUCUCCCUUUCUCCUUCCCCCAUCCCACCCCCCUCCCAAUAAAUGAAUGAAGGGGGGGAGGGGGCUUGAGAUUCAAGCAGAAGAAGCUUUUUUUUAUUAGAAUGAAAAUGCUUUCAGCAUUACCAGUAAGGAGGGAAGGCUGAAAAGCCUCACCACAAAGGAUGCUGCAGUGUGAAGGAAUCUGUGUCCCCAGACUAGCAGCAACCCUGAGUUCCAUCUGCUCAAACCAGAAAAUUAUACUUCCUUGAUCAGCUCCAGGCCUCACACCUUGGGAAAAGUGGGCAGUAAAAAAAUACCACUACUCUCCUUUCUGUUGGAAACAAUUGAAAAUUGCACUGAACUCCUAACCCUACUGAAGCAGGAAGUCCCACAGCCUGGCUAAACUCUGAGUUGUUCUCAUUUUCAUCCUCACACUUGGAAUUGACUCUGUGAGGAGGCACUACUGGGAUUUCAGAAGCUUUCUGUUAUAGCUAGCCACACAUGCAAGUUCAUUGUGUCUGCAUGCACUUUUCCUCACAGGAGCUAGUGCUUUUACUUUGCUAGAGCAUUUACUUUGAAUUCAUUUAAGGGUAAGCUUAGUGUCCUAAGAUACUUUUUUUUUGAAAAGGGCCUUGUUACUUACAUCUUAUUUUCUGAGCCUGCAUUGUUGACAGCUUGUGCAGUGACCACCAAACAACUAUGUCCCCAUGUGUUGGAUAUUGAUUACAUCAUACUCAGUAUUUGGCAUUAAAGAAGUGAGUUUUCUGUGCCCAGACCCAGGCUUAGCACAGAAUUAGCUCCUGUAGGGAGUCAGAAUAUUAAAAACCUGGUCACCUGAACCACUGCACCUGGACUGAGUAUAGUUAACAGAGGAAGAAAGUAAAGAAUUUAUAUUUUAAAACAA
This is a messenger RNA of Erinaceus europaeus (western European hedgehog), 3629 nucleotides long. RefSeq names its product DnaJ heat shock protein family (Hsp40) member C18 (gene DNAJC18). The record is from RefSeq and is a predicted model, not a curated record. Gene Ontology annotation, molecular function: Hsp70 protein binding. Gene Ontology annotation, cellular component: endoplasmic reticulum membrane. Bases 78 to 1154 code for a protein of 358 amino acids. NCBI's taxonomy places the organism in Eukaryota, Metazoa, Chordata, Mammalia, Eulipotyphla, Erinaceidae. Gene Ontology annotation, biological process: cellular response to misfolded protein. The transcript is spliced from 9 exons.